Molecule: messenger RNA, 1341 nt
Organism: Mesocestoides corti
Lineage: Eukaryota; Metazoa; Platyhelminthes; Cestoda; Cyclophyllidea; Mesocestoididae
Source: the annotation of a GenBank genome assembly
UAUGAUUUCACUUUUGAACGAGAAGUAUUAAAGGCCAAUGAGGCCUCAGAAAGGUUUAAACUAAGCGAAACCGGAAGAAUGUGGCGUCGCGACGACUCCAAAGAAUCGUUAAAGAACUCGAAGUCAUUGAAGCAUUUUUCGCCCAAUUUUGACGUUCUGGAACCGGAAAAAACUGAUGGCACUGUAGAAGAUGUUAUCUCGCAUCAGUUACCACCCGCUGUAGAAUUGUCACUAGUACGUGAUUUUGAGGCCCAGGGGCCACGGGAUGACCCGUUUGUUGUUGCUGAACUUGGAACCAUAAAUGACCUUGAGGAACUUCGAGAUGUACUGGCGUCAGUGUCGGCUCCUUGUUCCUCAAGCCAUACCACCAAGCAACAGUCAGCGUUCAGCAGUCUAAAGAACAUUAACUUUCCUCGAUUAUCUGUUGAUGAAAAUCCUCUGACAGCCACAUCUUUGUCUGAACCCGGUUCGCAAACGAAUCUCGUACAAGUUGUGAAUGCUGAAAUUAAAGAAGUAAAUCCAUCAUUAGAUGAUUUCAUCACCUCUCAUUGUUCAAACAUUGACAAAAAAGUGGGUUCAAAAGAUCCAUCACCGCGGGAGAACAGCCCCACUAACUCCGCGAUCCAUGAAGAAAGAGUCCAAUUAGGACAGCCUGAGGAAAAUCAGUCAUCAAGCAUGCAACAGAAAACCUCGGUCAAACUGCCGACACCACCACAUCACUUUCUUCUUUCGCCAAUUUCUCCGACUUGUGGAGGGAACACAGAUUCACUAGUUUCCUCUGCCCGAGACGAAACUCCUAGUGAAGCUGUUGACACAGACCCUCCCACUGUUCUCCGCCUGCUGAAGAUGGGCUUCAGACGACGUAAAAUAAUCGCUCUGCAUGACGCUGGUGUCCGAGAUACACAUGAAUGUGAUGAGGAUACUUUAAUUACGCAGCUUUGUAAUUGGACCGAACUUGAAGAGAAAGGCGUUCCGGAGGAAGUUGGUAGGGCCGCAGUUCUUUUCUCACCAACAGACUUGGGAAAGGCAUGGGAUUUCGCUACAAUGAUUUUGGAGCUGACUGAAAUGGGCUUUCCAGUGAAGUCUGCAGUUUCGGCGGUUCAGGAUGCAAAGAUGGACAAAGAAGUGGCUGUUCUUCAGCUUCUGGGUCCGGCAAAUGAAACUUCCUCCGUUUCACGCCCACAAGUCAAUCCUAGUCUCUCCCCAAACUAUCGGUCUAGUCACAAUCAAUUUUCUCGUGGUGGCAUUUUGGGUGUGCUGGCAGGGCAAGUUGGGAAAAAGAAUAAAAUUAAGGACAAAAAGUCUCACGCUCCGUCGUCCUACCUCCCAGCAGAGCACUAA